AUGGAAGCUAAUAUUCAUAGAAACAGCACUGAUAAUUUAGAGGAGUUUAAAAAUUUUGUAGAGCCCCUGACUUGGCCUCGGCCCAGGUACAACGUGGACUCCAAAACCAACAUCUCCAAACCGGAUUUCCUGGGACAAGCGUUCCUGGCCCUGGGAGAGGUGAUUGGAGGCCAGGGCAGCCACAUAGAGCGAACCCUCACGGGUGUAGCAGGCAAGAAGUGUGGGACCAUAUUGCUGACUGCAGAAGAGCUUAGCAAUUGUCAGGACAUUGCCACCAUGCUGCUGUGUGCCAACAAGCUGGACAAGAAGGACUUCUUUGGGAAAUCAGACCCCUUCCUUGUGUUCUACAGGAGCAAUGAAGAUAGCACAUUCACCAUCUGCCACAAGACAGAGGUUGUGAAAAACACACUGAAUCCUGUGUGGCAGCCCUUCAGCAUCCCUGUGCGGGCUCUGUACCAUGGAGACUAUGACAGAACAGUGAAGACUGAUGUGUACGACUGGGACCGGAAUGGAAGCCACGAUUUCACUGGGGAGUUCACCACCAGCUACCGGGAGCUCAGCAAGGCCCAGAACCAGUUCACAGUAAAUGAGGUACUUAACCCUCGGAAGAAAUGUAAGAAGAAGAAAUAUGUCAACUCGGGAACUGUGACGCUGCUCUCCUUCUCUGUGGACUCUGAGUUCACUUUUGUUGAUUACAUCAAGGGAGGGACACAGCUGAACUUCACAGUAGCUAUUGACUUUACAGCUUCCAAUGGGAAUCCUCUGCAAUCUAUCUCCCUGCACUACAUGAGUCCCUACCAGCUCAGCGCCUAUGCCAUGGCCCUCAAGGCAGUGGGAGAGAUCAUCCAGGACUAUGACAGUGACAAGCUCUUCCCAGCUUAUGGCUUUGGAGCCAAGCUGCCCCCAGAGGGACGGAUCUCCCACCAGUUCCCCCUGAACAACAAUGAUGAGGACCCCAACUGUGCGGGCAUUGAGGGUGUGUUGGAGAGCUAUUUCCAGAGCCUGCACACAGUGCAGCUCUAUGGGCCCACCUACUUUGCUCCUGUCAUCAACCAAGUGGCCAGGGCUGCAGCCAAGAUCUCUGAUGGUUCCCAGUACUAUGUUCUGCUCAUCAUCGCUGAUGGAGUCAUCUCUGACAUGACGCAGACCAAGGAGGCCAUCGUCAGCACCUCCUCACUGCCCAUGUCUAUCAUUAUCGUCGGUGUAGGACCAGCCAAGUUUGAGGCAAUGGAAGAGUUGGAUGGUGAUGAUAUGCGUGUGUCCUCUGGGGGAUGCUACGCAGAGCGGGACAUCGUUCAGUUCGUCCCAUUCCGAGACUAUGUGGACCAGUUGGGGAACCAGGUGUUGAGCAUGGCCCGACUGACCAAGGAUGAGCUGGCUGAGAUCCCGGAGCAGUUGCUGUCCUGUAUGCGUACCAGAGACAUCCAGCCUCGGCCCCCACCCCCUGUCAACCACAGCCCGACUCCAGCUCCAGAGCAGCCCUGAGGAUUCCACAUAUCCAAUGCCUCACAGCCUGCUCACCUGCUCACCCACUGCUUCUGCUUUAAGUCAGAGGCACCUGGAACCCUGGACCUCACUGGGAGGGCCAACUUGGAGGAUUAGUGCUGGCUGACAAGCACUCCGCCUCCUUGCCUGCAGAAGGGCCUGGCACUAUCACCACCUCCCUGCCUUCAUGCCAAUAAUAAAGCUGAUCUUUACUCA
Molecule: messenger RNA, 1701 nt
Organism: Callithrix jacchus (white-tufted-ear marmoset)
Lineage: Eukaryota; Metazoa; Chordata; Mammalia; Primates; Cebidae
Source: RefSeq, a predicted model, not a curated record